Molecule: messenger RNA, 1830 nt
Organism: Microthlaspi erraticum
Lineage: Eukaryota; Viridiplantae; Streptophyta; Magnoliopsida; Brassicales; Brassicaceae
Source: the annotation of a GenBank genome assembly
AUGGCCAUUGCGAGCAGAUCGUGGGUAGCCACCGUGAACCACCAUGCAAAUCCUCACACCUUCACAUCUCCGACGAAACCCGUCUUCUUUCUUUCCCAAAAGCCUCACACUUUCCACGUCUGCUCCUCUCGAUGCUCUCUGGUUCUCGAAGAAGAUGAAAAGAAGUCACCGAAAGGAGACAAGUGGCCAUUUUUCGAACCUGCCUCCGAUGGCCUCAACCGGGUCUUAUCCAGGUUGCUCCGAGACCCACAAACGGAGAAACUAUCUUCCGAGUUCUACGAGAAAGCGAAGGAGAACUCAGAGCUAAGAACGACCAAGCAUCUGAUCAAUUACUUGGCGAGUUCCAAGAACUGGGACUUGCUCGUCUCUCUUUGCGAGGAUCUCAGGGAAUAUAAAGCCUUGCCCGAUGUUCACACGUGCUCGAAUCUGAUCAGGAGUUGCAUCAGAGAGAGAAAAUUCCGAGUCACACAUUGCUUGCUUAACGUGUUUCGUUCAGACAGAACAUUGGCUGUCUCUGCAACUGAUUCAGCGAUGAAAGGCUUUAACAAACUCCAGAUGUAUAGUAGCACGAUCCAAGUGUUCGAUAGGAUGAAACAAUCUGUAGGUGUUGAGCCAAGCCCUGGCUGUUAUUGCAGGAUCAUGGAGGCUCACGAGAAGAUUGGUGAGAAUCAAAAGGUGGUUGAGUUGUUUCAAGAGUUUAAGAGUCAGAGGUUGAGUUUCUUGGCUAAGGAAUCAGGCUCUAUCUACACGAUCUUAUGCUCCUCUCUUGCAAAAUCAGGACGAGCAUUGGAAGCUCUUGAGUUCUUGGAAGAGAUGAGAGAUAAAGGAAUUCAGGAAAGUAGUGCAUUGUACUCUACACUGAUCAGGGCCUUAGCGGAAGAUGGAGAAGUUGUUUCCGUGGAGAAGCUGUUCAAAGAAGCAGGAGAGAAGAAACUGUUGAAUGAUCCGGAAAUGUGUCUGAAGGUUGUGUUGAUGUAUGUCCGAGAAGGGAAAAUGGAGAGGACUCUCGAGGUUGUGACGGCGAUGAGGAAAGGCGAGAUAAAGGUCUCUGACUGCAUUCUCUGCGCGGUUGUGAAUGGAUUCUGCAAGCAGAGAGGCUUUAAGGAUGCGGUUAGGGUUUAUCAGUGGCUUGUGAAGCAAGAAUGCGAGGCUGGGCAAGUGACUUACGCGAUAACCAUCAACGCGUACUGUAAGCUAGGGGAGUACGAGAAGGCGGAGAUGUUGUUCGAAGAGAUGGUGAAGAAAGGGUUCGACAAAUGCGUUGUGGCGUACUCGAACGUUAUGGAUAUGUACGGGAAAACGAGGAGGCUAAGCGACGCGGUGAAGCUCAUGGCGAAGAUGAAGCAAAGAGGGUGUAAACCAAACAUUUGGAUUUACAACUCCUUGAUUGAUAUGCAUGGAAGAGCUAUGGACUUGAGGCGGGUUGAGAAGAUAUGGAAAGAGAUGAAGAGGAUGAAGGUGUUGCCAGACAAAGUGAGCUACACGAGCAUGAUCAGUGCGUACAAUAGAGGGAGAGAGUUUGAUAGAUGCGUGGAGCUUUACCAGGAGUUUAGGAUGAACAGAGGAAAGAUUGAUAGGGCCAUGGCAGGGAUCAUGGUUGGUGUGCUCUCCAAAACGAGUAGGAUCGAUGAGCUAAUGAGGCUGUUGCAGGACAUGAAAGUUGAGAGAACCAGGCUUGAUGCGAGGCUAUAUUCCUCAGCUUUGAAUGCCCUGCGUGAUGCUGGUCUCGAUUCCCAGAUUAGAUGGCUGCAGGAAAGCUUUGACAUUGCACAAACUAGUACUUCAAGAUAUUCAUAUAUCAAGAACGCAAGAAAUUUGCAAGGUUCUUAA